UGGCAUUUUUAUGAGUACAUGUAUAAUGAUUUAUGUUUAAGACAUAAAGUAUAAUAAGGAGAAAAAUUAUAUUUGAAUGUAUAUCUUCAUGUAUGGCAGAAGUUCAUAUUAUUGGGCAAAUACGAGAAGCAAAAGAUUUUCCUAAAGAUCAUUUAUUUUGCAGAUGGCAUAUACAUAUAGGGAAUAACUGGAGACAUAUUGCUGGAAAAAAAGAAGGUCAAACACAUGUGAGUUGGUCUCAAUUCAAUAAUAUUUGCAGAUGGGCGUUUCCAAUAGACGUUCAUUUAGCAACUACAGGAAUACAAGGUUGGCCAAAAUUUUUUAUUGAAGUUUAUCAUUUCGAUUGGCUAGGGAGAGCACACAUUUUCGGAUACGGAACGGUAACCGUUCCAACCAGUCCCGGUUCUUAUACUCUAGAUUGUUAUACGUGGAGGCCAUUUGGUUCGAUCCGACAGCGUUUUGUACAAUAUUUUUUAGGCGGUGGUUUACAGCUAAAAAAUCCUGAUCAAGUUUUUUCAUCAAAUGAAAGAUACAAACUAUCGACCGAAGCCAUGGGAGUGGUUACGUUUGACCUUAAUGUGGUUUUUCGAAAUUUUUCAAACUACGGAGUUGAAUACUAAAUUAAAUAUAUUAUGUAUUAUUUUCAC
Molecule: messenger RNA, 647 nt
Organism: Diorhabda carinulata
Lineage: Eukaryota; Metazoa; Arthropoda; Insecta; Coleoptera; Chrysomelidae
Gene: B9d2
Product: B9 domain-containing protein 2
Exons: 4
Coding region: 93-620 (175 amino acids)
Biological process (GO): cilium assembly
Cellular component (GO): MKS complex
Source: RefSeq, a predicted model, not a curated record